Dermacentor silvarum is the source of this 3195-nucleotide messenger RNA. Its product is annotated as paired box protein Pax-1. NCBI's taxonomy places the organism in Eukaryota, Metazoa, Arthropoda, Arachnida, Ixodida, Ixodidae. Bases 98 to 793 code for a protein of 231 amino acids. The transcript has 5 exons. Gene Ontology annotation, biological process: regulation of transcription by RNA polymerase II; anatomical structure development. The record is from RefSeq and is a predicted model, not a curated record. Gene Ontology annotation, molecular function: DNA-binding transcription factor activity, RNA polymerase II-specific; RNA polymerase II cis-regulatory region sequence-specific DNA binding.
CGAGGUCGCGGCAUCGUCUCAGCCCGGGCGGAACAAGCGAGCCAGGCGCGCGCACGCAAGGCCGAGCGGAAAAGCCAGGAAACCAGCAGCGCCGGCCAUGGCAGCUCCGGAGCCGUGGUCCGCGUCCGAGGCGAGGCUCACCGGUGUCCACCCUGCACACACCCACCCGCACCACCAGGUCCAGCAGACGCCGUCUCACCAGCCGCAGCAGCCGCAGCAGCAGUAUGGAGAGGUGAACCAGCUGGGCGGCGUGUUCGUCAACGGCCGUCCGCUGCCCAACGCGGUGCGGCUGCGCAUCGUCGAGCUGGCGCAGCUCGGGGUGCGGCCGUGCGACAUAUCGCGGCAGCUGCGGGUCUCGCACGGAUGCGUCUCCAAGAUCCUGGCGAGGUUCCACGAGACCGGCUCCAUCCUGCCCGGCGCCAUCGGCGGAAGCAAGCCACGCGUCACCACGCCAAAGGUGGUGGCGUGCAUCCGGGAACUGAAGCGACGUGACCCCGGCAUCUUUGCGUGGGAGAUCCGAGACCGACUACUGUCCGAGGGCGUGUGCGACAAGGGAAACGUGCCGUCGGUGAGCAGCAUCAGCCGCAUACUGCGCAACAAGGUCACGCACGGGGUCACGGCCGCAGCCACGGCCACAGCCAGUCUCCAGGCAGCCCAGCUGAGCCGCUGGGCCCCCCCUCACCACCCACCCCCGCCUCCUCUUCUGGGCGCCUACCCGCACCCUCACAGCUACUACCUGCACGGCUACUACCUGCAAGGAGCUGCAGCCGCAGCCGCAGCCCAGCCUCUCUGACAAGCCGUCUCUUCUCGUCAUCUCACCCAGUCGCGUAGCUUCUAAAUGUUGGUCGCGACUCGCGAGGCUGCGUGCAACGCAAGGCUUUGCGCCAAGACUCUUGCAAGAUGCGACUAUAGGCUCCAAACAGCCCCUGACAGCGCUCCAACGUUGCGUCGCUUCCUAAGCCUAAUACCUCGUCGAGGGUACGUGUCAACGACAGCGCGGAGCUAUGUGUGCUUUGCGAGAAAACACCCACCUGCAAGGCGGAUCGGCCGUAAACUGAUUAUAGUACCCAGUGUGACUUCCUUUGCUGGUCACCGAUCACCACGAAUACACGGACUCUGGCAAUCACACCACCAGCCGACAACGGGCGCACAUCCGGAGCGAGACGCCAAGCUUUUUCACCGGAACAGUGGCCAAACAUCGGAGGUUGCUAUGGUGACGCGACGUGUGUCCCGCAUACAUCGGAUAAAGUCCGUGCAUGGUAGUGAAAAGGGCUGCGAACGCGAUCUCAUCUCAUAUCACAAGCUUCACUUAGCUUUGCAUGUAAAUUUUUUGCCGGAACUUCGUGAAUGGUUCCGAGCUAGAAGGGCUUAUCAUUUUAUUUCUGCCCGCGCGGAAUGCGACGGUAGCGCCGCCGCCCCUUUCGUGACGUCACGCUCUGUAAUUCGUCUAUUCAUAGUUUAUUUAAGACGAGGGCACGGACUAGAGGAUGUCGCCUCUGUCGAUCGACUGUAUAGAGAACCAUAUAUAUAAGGUAUACUAUUCUGGGCACUAAAAAGUACACCGUGUUGUCGAAUUCGGCCAUGUUGGCGCUUUGAGCCAAUCAGAGACGACGUGGCUGCCCCGUGAGCCAAUCAGAGAGCACAAGGUGGCGAAUGUGACAGCGUUUAGAAUACCAGCCAUGAUCUGCCUUUGAGAAGUGCCUGAUCGCAGACGAGGGAGUUGCGCAAUACCCCGCAUCAAAUUUAAAGCUGGCCCAAUUAUUCUACGGGCUCAAAUUUGCGCACAUACAUUACUGCGUGUAUUAAUGCGCGGAAUAUUUUAUGACCUCACCAGCGUAAUAUGCACGCGCGUGUCGUCCGCGUUUUGCAAACGAGACUGUGAAGCCAGUGAAUGGUGAUUUGCAUCGCAGGACAUGAGAGCCCCCGCUGAACGACAGAGACUCAAGGCGCGAAGCGAUGACAACAGUCAACGUUGUUACAACGAACGUCGUGUCUGUGUGUGCGUGUGUGCUUGUGCGUGUGUGUUUGUUAUAACACCGACGGAUCUCCUCGUGCACCAGCAGGGGAACUGCAUGGACAUCUGAACACGACACGGUGAACAAUUAUAAUGUACAAUCAAGCCUCUUAUUAUACGUAUAUGCUAUAUGGUGUACAUAGCUCACGAUCUGUUUAUGCGAGCUCGUGGCCGACGGUAUACACCGCAAGCGCCGUUUUCUGGCAACCAGUGGCAUUAUAUGGUAGUUCGUACAGCCGCCUUCACAAUCCGAACGACGAAGAUACUUUUUAGCAGCCUAACUUUAAGAAACGUGGGAUGUAAGGGGCAAAUAUCGAAUUGCUUGGAAAGAAAAGACGCAUUAAUUAAGCUAGCACGAUUCAACGCUCUAAAAACAAUACACCCGUAAGGGUGUUGCCUUGUCUCAUAGGUAACACCCCUGCCUUUAGGGCUAUAAAAAUUUAUUGCACAUGAAAACGAGCGUUAGCUACACGUGGGAUGAGAACAUAGACCGCUGAAAACUGCGUACUAAUUCUGACCACCUUGGGCGCAUAGAAAUAUCUGGAAAGAGAAUUCGACAGCGACAGCUUUGAAAGCUUAUUGAAUGCACUUUUUCCUGUCACAGCUGUCAUAUUUUUUAGUUGCCACAAAAGGUCGGCAGAGAUGUAAACUUUUUUUGGCCCUCACCAACAAUUAGAUUUCUGAAGUUGCGACACGGCGUACUCCUUUCGCGGUCCAUAUAGCGUAACGGCAAGCUAUCGAAUAUUGGUAUACCACCAAUUUCACCGAAUGCCAUUUCGUCGAAUGUCGUUUCGUCGAAAGAGCUUCGUCGAAGACACAUUUCAUCAAAUUGUGGGUGCCUUUAUAACGCUUUGGCACAUUUAACUAAUUUUCGAUAAAGGAAUUAUCGAUUGUUCCCAUUACAUAUUAUUUAAUACUAUCAAUACAGUGUUAUAAAACUUAUGACAGCGCAUGAAAUUUAGAUAUAUUUGGUGCACUAACCUCGAUUAAAAUUAUCCGAGGAUAUCGCCCAUAAAUAUACACACUACGAUGCUGCUUGGUGCCAAAGAGAAAUGUCGCCGGCGGAAAAAUGUUUAAUAUCACCACGAGUUUAUCCGUAUUGUGCAAAAACUGCAUCUCAUUACGAUUAUACUUUCUUUGCUUCAGCUUGGUCUGAGUAUCGGUUUUUUUUAGAAAUGACG